AACCAAUAUCCGAACAACCGUGAGAGGGACUUAAAUUCCGACUCGUCCAACCUGGCAGUGUGAACAGUUGAAAAUGCCGCCGCCGAGGGGCCCCAGAAUUCCUGCCUGUGAGCCGUGCAGGCGUUCGAAGCUCUCUUGCGAUCACGGGAGACCAGCCUGCAGCCGCUGUCUCGUCAACGACAAGCCUUCUCAGUGCGUGUAUCGAACUCCCCUGGGCUCUCGGAAACGAUGGCGAGUUACGCCAAAUCUCUCCACUCGUGGCGAGCCUCGUACUCCCGUCACGGUGGCUUCCACCACACUUGUCGCUGCUACCAGCCCUCCUGCAUCUCCCAUUCAUGCCAGGCCUAGUUAUCCAAAUCCAGGCUAUCUCGGCGCAUCAAGCCAUGCUGCCAUCUUCAGCCAGCUAUCUCCAGAUGAGGUCCCAGCCCGGUAUUUGAGCCCUCUACCAUAUGACGCAACCCAGGAGUUGUCACUUGGAUUCGAAGAUGAGGUUCAUGUUAGCAAGGUGGCAGACUGCAUGACACAGUUGCUGGCCUCAUUCUCAGCGGCCGCUUUCAAAGAUUUGAUUUCAUUCUGGCGCGCAACUGGGGCCAAUCUUGCUCUCGCUGAACCUCUGGUGGACAUAUGCCUUGUUGCUCUAGACAACCUCCAUUCUUUAUCCACUCAACCAGGGAGAAAUAGGUAUUUAUGUUAUGCCAGGCUACUCAUCCAAAAUUCAAGACACCCUUUGCUCGUAGAGCCACCCCUGGAUGUACACGAGUUUUGCUUACAGUUCUUGGGCUCCAAUGCACGUCUGGAGACUCUAGGUCUUCUCAUCUGUGCCGUUAUCCGAGCGUCAUCAGAGGUUUAUCCUUUCCCGCCACUGUAUCUAGAUGGCACCCGUCGACAAGAACUCAUGUCUUUGGCCGUCAAGUUGACUGACACUGCCGUCGAAGCAAUCCUUUCACUUGACAAACUCAACGACCUACAGUUGGUUUUUCAGUACGAGAACUUCAUCUCCUACUCGUACGUCUUUGGAAUUCAGUCAUAUUACUCAUAUCGCAAACUGGGCGACGUCAUCACUUCAAUCGCAACGCUCGGUUAUCACGAGAAGUUGGCGGCCAUGAAUGAAUUGCCCGAAUUUCUUAUCAAUAUCCGUAGGACCGCUCUGGCACGGACCUACUCGGCCGACAAGAACUGGGCAAUAUUUCUUGGACGUCCCCCGCGACUCGGAAAGAAGUUUUGCCGCCUCAACGCCAUAUUGAGAUGGUCAGUCAAUACUGAAGUGGAGGCGAAUUCGUCCUUUGGGCAUUUCCGUGACAUUUUGCAAUGGCCUGCUGACUCUAAAAUGUCUGCUUGGGCUGAAACUCGCUGGACUGCGACUUGCGCCUCCUUGAAGGAAGAAAUACUGGAUAUUUUCAGCGAAGAGAUCAAGGAAAAUUUGAGUGGAAGAGUUUGUGGCCUUCGGGAGAGGGCUGAGCAACAGUGGGCUUCGCUGCCAGAGAGCUUUCGUAUGAAGGGGAGCUUGAAGAAUCAUGAUGAGGGAGCUUGGGAAAGGGAUUUUCUCGUCAGCACAAGGCUUGGAUACCUCCAUGUCUUGUUUCUUCUCCGUCUUCUAUGUGUAAGGUCACCAGCCAACCCUGAUCCUGAAUUUGUGACAAUAUCUCAGGAGAUCCUCUCAUUAGUGGUUGAAGUGAUUGUCCUUAGGGACCAGUUGGUGUGUUCAACGGGGACAAGCUUUGAGUGGAGGCUGGCACACUACGGCCUUCCAGCAAUAGGGAUCAUAAUGAUAGCCAUGCUCAGAGGGCGGAAUCUGUGCGAUGCCCUCCAGGAUGCCCAGACUAUCCGUGACCUCGGGAUCGUAGUCACUGAAGUCGACCUUGGCACAAUCGUUCGACCCAUGGAGUCAAACUACGCAUUGCUAUCGAGGGCUGUGGAUACUAUCAAGAAGUUUUUGAUACGAUUUCAUGCUCAAGAUAGGCAGGCCGGUCUACCUCAAAGUACAGGUAUUUCGGCAACAAUACCGGAUGACAAUAUUUGGGAUUUUCAAUCGCACUUAGAACCGUGGGAUUUUGAGAUAAACUUUUGGGAUACCCUGGCUGAGCAUCCAUCUAUGUUCAGCGCUGAGACGGAAUGAUAUGUCACCAUGGCCGAACACAGAUCAUAUAUGUGGCGGUUGAAGCGUACUAUGUAUUGAUUAAUUAGUUAUGAUCCACACCGUUUCCCGCUAUUUGGCAUAUAAAUUUGUCUUGAGACCUUUAAGUCGGCCGUUCUUUGUCCGCCCUUAUGCUG
This is a messenger RNA of Fusarium redolens, 2271 nucleotides long. RefSeq lists its product as uncharacterized. The record is from RefSeq and is a predicted model, not a curated record. The transcript is spliced from 5 exons. Lineage: Eukaryota; Fungi; Ascomycota; Sordariomycetes; Hypocreales; Nectriaceae. Bases 74 to 2116 code for a protein of 680 amino acids. Gene Ontology annotation, molecular function: DNA-binding transcription factor activity, RNA polymerase II-specific; zinc ion binding. Gene Ontology annotation, biological process: regulation of DNA-templated transcription.